Messenger RNA from Staurois parvus, 309 nucleotides. The record is from the annotation of a GenBank genome assembly. NCBI's taxonomy places the organism in Eukaryota, Metazoa, Chordata, Amphibia, Anura, Ranidae.
GCUCUUCUGUGGAUAGGAAGUUCUGCUGGUACAAUUUUAAUCAAUAUGGCUACCUGUGAAGUGGAAGCAGUUUUACAUUAUGAAGAUUAUGAUGAACUCAGUGUUCAUUUGGCUGGAUCAAUGUCAUUGUCAUGUAAAACUGGAAAGAAAGAUUUUUGUUUGAUUGCGUCAUUGUUUGAAAAUCAAAUAUCACUUCUUGAAGUUGACACCUGUACUUUGUGGCGGUUCCAGCAACGGGACCUGCAGUCCUGUGCAUUAGAGACUAAUUUGUCUAUUGUUUCCAGUAACCCUCUACUAUCAACAUCUCCA